AUGUCCACGGCCGCAACGAAGGUGGGUGCCGCGAGCGGGCCCAGCAGCCAAGAGGUACAAGUAAAGCCUGCAACGAUCGAAGAGGUCGAGGCGUUCGUGCUGCAUAACAAGCGCUGGCUGCCAGAUGACGCAGAGAAGGUGUUGCGGAGCAUGAACGCUGUGGAUCAGAGGAGAGUCAUUUGCGCCGGAAGCAUGUCAAGUGUGCAGAACCCGAUAGCUGUUCUACAGGCACGGGUACGUAAGGCGAAGGAUUUGGAGGAGGCUGCAGCCCGAAGUGGUGGUGCCAUCCCAGCGGCCCUGCUUGGACUCGAGAGCAAGCUCGUGAAGCCUGCGACUUCGGAGGAGUUGGAGGCAUUCGUGAAGUCCAAUGACCGAUGGAUCGCCGGAGAGGCAGUGGAACUCCUCCGCGCCAUGAGCCCGGUCGACCAGCGCAGGGUCAUCUCAGCAGGGACGAUGUCAGGCUGUCGAGACCCUGUGGCUGUCAUCCAGACCCGGGUCAAGAAGGCACGGGACAUGGAAUUGGAGCUGGAGAACUUGGCGGCUGGCAAGAAGCCCCUCCUGCAAGACGAGAAGCCUGGUCCUGCGACGAAAAGCUUUCGCGAGGAAGAAGCGGCUGCGCACCUCUACGCCCCGCCGGAGGAAGUUUGCGCCAUGGAGUCGAAGUUCGCGUCAUCUCUGGAUUCGGCUCGAGGAGGAGGUACUGGGCAAAUGCUGAUGGGUGAUGCGCCGGGCGUCGGAGGAAAGAGAAGGCGCACAGCCUUGAUCGAGCCGGCGAAGCCCAGUGCUCUGGAAAGCCACUGCAUUGGGACAAAUCUGGCAGUUUCACAGUCGGAUUUACCGAGACUUAGCUGCCCAUCAUGGGCCUCGUGGGCUUCAGACGGAAGGCCUUGUUGCGGCUUUGCAUUGGCUUUGACGCUCUUGGGCGUUGUCCAGGAGUUCAGAGAGACGCCUAGUGUGGAUCGAAGGUUAGCUGGCAAUGCCACCGCAACGGAUCCUCCAAGCUUGUAUCCGCCAGACUUGUUCCUGGAUCGGCCAUAUGGAGAAGAACCGAUAGGGAAGAGAUUCUUCGCUCUCUUGCAUUGUCUUGGCAUUGCAUACAUGGUGCUGGGAUUGAACACGGUUUGCGACGUCUACUUCGCUGGGUCCAUUGAUGUUCUCUGUGAUGCCUGGAGCUUGACGCCCGACGUCGCAGGAGCAACAUGGAUGGCCGCGGGGGGUUCGGCUCCAGAAUUCUUCACCUCCAUGAUUGGUGCAACCAUUGCGCAGAAUGACGUGGGAUUCGGAACUAUCGUGGGUUCUGCGGUCUUCAACGUGCUUUUCGUCAUCGGCUUGUGCGGAUACGUGGCGAAGGGGAACAUUGAGCUCACAUGGUGGCCCUUGUUCAGGGAUUGCUCCUACUAUAUUUUUUCCCUAGCGGUGCUGGCAACGUUCACCUACAACCAGAUCAUAGAGGCGUGGGAGGCAGCCAUCCUGUUCAGCUUGUACAUAGGCUACGUGAGCUUCAUGUUCUUUAACAAGCCGCUGAAUGUUUGGGCGUAUCGCAAGACCGGAACUCCACUUAACAAGGAAUUGCGGGAGUAUGUGGAGGAGAUGAAUAAAGCAAAGGGCAAGGUGGAGCCCGAGAAAGUUGGAAGCAGCACAGAGAAAGAUACACCGGAGAUGCAGGAGCCAGAGACCAGAGAGGCAAAAGACAACUACAUGCAGUCUGACACCGUCGUGAAGAAGGGAACGGACAAUGGCAAAACAGACAUUGAGCUGGCCAAAGCAGGGGACAAGGAUGAAAACGCAGACGGCGACGACGACGACGAGGACGACGACGAGCCGGAGGACUUCAUGAUCAUGCCUGAAGGUAUUCUCGAGCGCGUGCUGUGGGGCCUUUGCCUGCCCGUCUACAUCCCUUUGUAUUACACACUGCCUUGGCCAUCACAAGGCUCCAAGUGGUUUCUUGCGACCUUCUUCCUGUCCUUACUUUGGAUCGGCGGCUUUUCCUUCCUGCUGGUCUGGUGGACCGACACUGUCGCAGGGGUAUUGACAAUCCCCAUCAUUGUCUCCAGCGCCACGUUUUUGGCCGCAGCGACAUCUAUACCUGAUGCUGUAAGCUCCAUGGCUGUCGCCCGCAAAGGACAGGCAGAUAUGGCAGUCAGCUCAUCCGUUGGCUCUAACAUUUUCGACAUCCUGGUUGGGCUGCCAAUCCCUUGGCUGGUGAAAUGUGGGAUCGAGUCUAGUAAUCCUGACUUCCGGGGUGUCCCCAUCAAGUCGCCCUACUUGAUGUUCUACACCUGCUUGCUUCUUGGCAUGGUUUUCGGCACGGUUAUGAGCAUCAAGAUUUGCGGCUGGAAGCUGCAGAAAGCCUUGGGCGCUUGCAUGGCUGUCUUGUACUUUGUCUUUAUUGUCACUACGAUCACAGUGGAACUGGCGCGGCCAACUUGGCUGAUGACGAAUCCUAGCUGA
Molecule: messenger RNA, 2451 nt
Organism: Symbiodinium sp. CCMP2456
Lineage: Eukaryota; Dinophyceae; Suessiales; Symbiodiniaceae
Source: the annotation of a GenBank genome assembly